AUGAAGAGCGAGAAGAGGCAAAUGCUGCAUGAUCUGAUAGAGAAUGCAGGAGGCUGCGCCAUCACAGAUGGGGGAUUCGCCACGCAGCUCGAAAAGCAUGGAGCCUCCAUCAACGAUUCUCUCUGGAGUGCUAUCUAUUUGAUCAAAGAUCCAAACCUUAUCAAGCAGGUUCAUUUGGAAUACUUGGAGGCUGGUGCUGAUAUAUUAGUUACAUCAUCAUACCAGGCUACACUUCCUGGAUUUACGUCUAAGGGGCUAUCGAUUGAACAAGGGGAAUCACUCUUACAGAGGAGUGUCAAAUUGGCAGUUGAAGCCCGUGAUAGUUUCUGGGAUUCAGCUAAGAGAAAUCCCAGGAAUAAAUAUAGAAGAGCUUUGGUUGCAGCCUCCAUUGGAAGCUAUGGAGCGUACCUUGCUGAUGGUUCGGAAUACAGAGGCUGCUAUGGACCAGAUGUGGAUUUAAAGAAGUUGAAAGAUUUUCAUCGCCGCAGAUUGCAAGUUCUUGUUGAAGCUGGUCCAGAUUUGCUGGCUUUUGAGUCCAUUCCAAACAAACUUGAAGCUCAGGCUUGUGUCGAAUUGCUUGAAGAAGAAAGUGUCAACAUCCCAUCUUGGAUCUGUUUUAUCACUGUAGAUGGUGAGAAUGCUCCCUCGGGAGAGAGUUUCAAGGACUGUCUUGAAGCAAUAAAUAAGAGUACCACAGUAGAUGCUGUUGGUAUAAACUGUGCACCUCCCCAUUUUAUGGAAAGCCUAGUUUGCAAAUUUAAGCAGUUAACAAAGAAAGCCAUCAUUGUUUAUCCCAAUAGUGGGGAGGUAUGGGAUGGUAAAGCCAAGAAAUGGCUACCAUCCCAGAUUUUCCACGAUGAUGAUUUCGGAUUAAGUGCAACAAGGUGGCGUGAUUUGGGAGCUAAAAUAAUAGGAGGUUGUUGCAGGACUACACCUUCCACCAUUCAAAUUAUUUCAAAUGCUUUAAGAGAAAAAGCUUGA
This is a messenger RNA of Sphenostylis stenocarpa, 981 nucleotides long. NCBI's taxonomy places the organism in Eukaryota, Viridiplantae, Streptophyta, Magnoliopsida, Fabales, Fabaceae. The record is from the annotation of a GenBank genome assembly.